GCUUCCAGUUCCCGCGUGUGCUCCUGCAUGUCCAGCGCCCACCAUGUGGCCCCUGGUCCUGCUAUGGGGCUGCCUUUUGCUCCCAGGUUAUGGAGCCGUGCUGGGCCCCAAGGAGAUCACUGCGUUUGAAGGCGACACGGUGUCCCUGCAGUGCACCUACCAGGAGGAGCUGAGGACACACCAGAAAUACUGGUGCAAGGAGAAGGGGUUCUUCCUGUCCCGCUGCUCGGGUACUGUCUAUGCGGGAGAAAAUGGCAAGGAGACAAGAGAGGACAGGGUGUCCAUCCAAGACAGCCCCCAGACGCUCACGCUCCACGUGACCCUGAGGAAUCUCACCCUGCAGGACACCGGGAAGUACUUCUGUGGGGUCUCCAAACUGGGCCGAGAUGAGUCUUUCCUGGUCUCUCUGCUUGUCUUUCCAGGUCCCUGCUGUCCUCCCUCCCCCACUCCCUCCUUCCAGCCUCUUACUACAAGGAGCCUCCAGCCCAAGGCAAAAGCUUGGCAAACUGAGCCCCCAGAAUUGAGAACAUCCCGUCCAUUCACACAGCUGGACUCCACCUCCGCGGAGGACACCCAUCUGCCCCCCAGCAGCAGCAGCUCCAUGUCCAGGGUCUCCAUCCCAAAGAUCCGCAUCUUGGCCCCGGGCCUGGUGCUGCUGGCCCUCCUCCUGGCCGCAGGCCUGGUGGCCCUCGGCAGCUAUCUGCUCCGCUGGAGGAAGGAAGGUGAGCAAAAGUAG
Leptonychotes weddellii (Weddell seal) is the source of this 736-nucleotide messenger RNA. Lineage: Eukaryota; Metazoa; Chordata; Mammalia; Carnivora; Phocidae. The record is from RefSeq and is a predicted model, not a curated record.